Messenger RNA from Macrobrachium nipponense, 540 nucleotides. RefSeq names its product cuticle collagen 3A3-like. The transcript has a single exon. The coding region runs from base 1 to 540 and encodes 179 amino acids. NCBI's taxonomy places the organism in Eukaryota, Metazoa, Arthropoda, Malacostraca, Decapoda, Palaemonidae. The record is from RefSeq and is a predicted model, not a curated record.
AUGUGUCCCAGGACGGGUGGACGAGGCCCGCCACAUGUCUCUGGACAUGCAGGCAAGGGCAGCCACGUGUCCCGGGACGGCCGGACGAGGGCCGCCACAUGUCCCCAGGAUGGGCGGACGAGGCCUGCUACGUUGUCUCGGGACGGGCAGACGAGGGCCGCAACAUGUCCUGGGGACGGGGAGACGAGGGCCGCCAACGUAUCCCAGGAUGGGCGGAUGAGGCCCGCCACGUGUUCCGGGAUGGGCAGGUGGGGCCCGCCACGUGUCCCGGGACGGGUGGGCGGGGCCCGCCAAGGGUCCCGUGACGGGUGGACGAGGCCUAUCAUGUGUCCCGAUUGGUGGGUGGGAAACCCGCCACAUUCCCGGGACGGGGGACAAGGCCCGCCACAUGUCCUGGGACAGGCGGACGAGGCCUGUCACGUGUCCCUGGACGGGCAGGUGGGGUCCGCCACAUAUCCCGGGACGGGCAGGCGGGGCCCGCCACGUGUCCCGGACGGGUGGGCGGGGCCACGUGUCCCAGGACGUAAUAAUGGCUUUUAG